This is a messenger RNA of Cicer arietinum (chickpea), 1435 nucleotides long. RefSeq lists its product as uncharacterized. Gene Ontology annotation, molecular function: mRNA 3'-UTR AU-rich region binding. Lineage: Eukaryota; Viridiplantae; Streptophyta; Magnoliopsida; Fabales; Fabaceae. Gene Ontology annotation, biological process: TRAMP-dependent tRNA surveillance pathway; rRNA catabolic process; nuclear polyadenylation-dependent rRNA catabolic process. Gene Ontology annotation, cellular component: nuclear exosome (RNase complex); cytoplasmic exosome (RNase complex). The record is from RefSeq and is a predicted model, not a curated record.
UGACUAUACAGCCAACCCAUUAUUUAUUUAUGACAUUUGUGAUGUGCGGGUGCACAUCCUAGCUAUAGACCACACUUCACCUGAUCACACAAAAUUCUUUACCUCUGUCACCGAUCCUUUUCCUACUCAAAGCGCCGCCGCAUUCUUUCUUCUGUCGCCACCGUUUCCGGCCAUAAAAAUCAUCCCCAUCGCGCGCUGUUCCUUUCUGUCCGAUAAUUUUUCGUAACGGAGCACCGCCCACUGCCUCCGUGAACUAGCACUAUUCCGUGACUAUCUAGCUGCAGGAAUGGUUGGUUUAUCUCUAGGAGAACAAUUUUUCAUACAAGGUGGCAUUGCUCAAGAUCUUCGCUGUGAUGGUAGAAAAAGAUUGAGUUAUCGACCUAUCUAUGUUCAAACUGGAGUCAUUCCUCAGGCAAAUGGUUCAGCAAAAGUCAGAAUUGGUGACACAGAAGUCAUUGCCAGUGUGAAGGCUGAACUUGGAAAACCAAGCUUAAUGCAACCUGAUAAAGGGAAAGUCUCCAUACAUAUUGAUUGUAGUUCCACUGCAGAGCCAGCUUUUGAGGGUAGAGGGGCUGAUUGGUUGUCAGCAGACCUGUCAAAUGCUCUUCAACGCUGUCUCUUGGGUGCUAAAAGUGGAGCAGGUGCUGGAAUUGAUUGCUCCUCACUUGUUGUUGUCCAAGGGAAAAUUUGUUGGGAUCUUUAUAUUGAUGGGCUUGUUGUUAGUUCAGAUGGAAAUUUGUUAGAUGCUCUAGGUGCUGCCAUCAAGGCUGCUUUGAGCAACACCGGUAUUCCGAAAGUUCAAAUUGCUGCUGGUGCAUCAAGUGAUGAGAAACCAGAAGUUGAAGUAAGUGACGAGGAGUUUCUGCAGUUUGACACAUCUGGAGUCCCUGUUAUAGUUACAUUGACUAAGGUUGGGAAGCACUAUAUUGUGGAUGCCACAUCUGAAGAAGAAUCACAAAUGAGCUCUGCCGUUUCUAUCUCUAUUAAUAGACAAGGGUACAUAUGUGGUGUAACCAAACGAGGAGGCAUGGGGCUCGAUCCAAGUGUCAUUCUUGAUAUGGUAUCCGUGGCUAAGCUUGUAAGCGAGCAGUUAAUAAACAAAUUGGAUUCAGAAAUAGCUUCUGCUGAAGCUGAAGAUGAGUCAUAACAUAAGAAUUUUCAACUUAGUGAUCACUAGGAUGUGUUGUACACUAAUUUUUAAGUGGUUGACUUGGACACUUUUUGUAGUUUGGUAGCUCGUGUUAAGUAGGAUUGUAUGUCAUUAACUUUUGUCUUUUGAGUUGUGCAGACUGAACUUUAGCUUUGAGGUGGUUGUUUGAUAUCAUGUAAUAUUUUAAGCUGGGGCUGCCGUAUGAUGCAUUUUUUGGUAGCCACCAACCGGAAUGUCAUGACCAACAUCAAGUGGUUUAAAUCAAAUUUUAAAUCUUUUAUGGCA